AUGGGAGCACAACUCCCGCAGGAUCAUCUGAUCCUGGUGCACAUGCGGGAUUCCGGCGAGGUGGAGGUGCUGGAAGACGUGAUGGAGGAGGAGCAGGAUGAACUGGUCCCCAACCCGUUCUACCCGGCCCCCGUGGUCACCCCUCCCGAUGUGACCGUCGAGAUGGAGGAGGAGGCCGUGCUGGCCGCUGAAGCAGAGGAGGCCGAUGAGGAGGCAGUACCUGCUAAGUCAGACUCGAGCGAGUCCGACGAUGGAAACGCGAACGAAGCUUACGAGUGGAGCGACGAAGGGGAUGAAUGGUGGGCCCCUGGUCGCUAUGAGGGGGGUGAGGUAGAGGAGUGGGUGGCGGGUGACGAAGAUGAGUAG
Molecule: messenger RNA, 366 nt
Organism: Closterium sp. Naga37s-1
Lineage: Eukaryota; Viridiplantae; Streptophyta; Zygnematophyceae; Desmidiales; Closteriaceae
Source: the annotation of a GenBank genome assembly